UGCAAGAUUGCCGUUUCUAGCCUUCUUCCAUUCUGGGCUAACGUUUCUGACGUUUCCUCUCUUUCUCCAAUUUUGGUAUCUACUUUUCCUUCUUUAUUACCAAAACAACAAAAGAGAGAGAGAGAGAGAGACUUAUAUCAGUUGGGGUGGGCUUGUUGGGUGGUGAGGAGGAGAGUCGAGUGACAGGGGGAAAAUGGGUAGAGGGAGAGUUGAGAUGAAGAAGAUUGAGAACACUACUAGCAGGCAAGUCACCUUCGCCAAGCGUCGUGCCGGGUUGCUGAAGAAGGCACGUGAGUUGUCUGUUCUAUGUGAUUCUGAGAUCGCCCUUAUCAUCUUCUCCAGUACUGGGAAGCUUUUUGAAUUCUCAAGUUCUUGCAUGAAGCAGACACUUUUGAAAUAUACCAAGUGCAUGGAACGUUCUGAAGCUUCUUUGGUUCAAUAUGAGCAAGAGAAGAAACAAUCUGAGGAGGUUAUCAUUCUGAAAGAUGAAAUUGCAAAGCUGCAAAUGGCACACAUGCACAUGAUGGGCAAGGAACUGAAUGGCUUGAGCAUAGAAGAUUUGCAGCAUCUGGAGCAUCAAUUAAGUCAAGGGAUAUUAUCUGUGAAGGAGAGAAAGGAGCAAUUACUGUUGGAACGGCUUGAAAAAUCGACUUUACAGGAACAAAGAGCCAUGAUGGAGAAUGAGACUUUACGCGGGCAGGUUAAAGAGCUUAAAGGUCUGCUACUGUCAACUGAACGUCCAAUGCCAGCUUUUCUUGAAUUUGAGCCUGUGGGAGGGAAAUAUGCUCUCGUAAAGCCUGAUGUGAUAAGUUCAAGUGUGGUUCAUAAUCGUGCAGUGGAUAAGCAAGGAGAUUCAGACACUUCGUUGCACUUGGGGUUGUCAAAUGAUGUUUUCCACAAGAGGAAAGCACCUGAAAGAGAAUCUUGCUCCAACAAUUCUGGGGCUAGAAUGGCUUAUCUUAAUUCUUCCUUGAAGUGUCUUACCUCAUCUUGUAAUGAGUAACGCUGCUGGAUACCUCGCGGUGUCCUCUGGUACUGGUUUAAAAGGCUAGAAUUGAAACAGUGAUCAUAGAAAAUAUUGCAGUUCUCAUUUACUUGUAGUUUUCUUAAAUUGGGUGGCUUCUGGAUCAUCUGACAAGCUUUAGGUACUCUUUUUUUCUAAAGAGAGAACACCUGAAUUUUUUUUUAGGUUGGGCAUGAAAUAUUAGUGUUAUAGUGCAUGUAGUUUGACUUAUUUUGGAGUGAUGUAGCCAUUUAUACUUAUUUGGGUCUCUUAAUUUUGGUGCA
Macadamia integrifolia is the source of this 1287-nucleotide messenger RNA. Its product is annotated as MADS-box transcription factor 23-like. Gene Ontology annotation, cellular component: nucleus. The coding region runs from base 194 to 1003 and encodes 269 amino acids. Lineage: Eukaryota; Viridiplantae; Streptophyta; Magnoliopsida; Proteales; Proteaceae. Gene Ontology annotation, molecular function: DNA-binding transcription factor activity, RNA polymerase II-specific; RNA polymerase II cis-regulatory region sequence-specific DNA binding; protein dimerization activity. The record is from RefSeq and is a predicted model, not a curated record. Gene Ontology annotation, biological process: positive regulation of transcription by RNA polymerase II. The transcript is spliced from 8 exons.